AUGUGUAAACACACGAGAAUAGAUGACUGCAACGCUGUCUUCAAUCGACUCUAUCGUCUCAAUAGACACUUAAGACGACAUUCAGGAGAGAGACCAUUUGUUUGUCCAAUAAGUGGUUGUUUUCGUGCCUUUAGUUGUAAAUCAUAUCUCACUAAACAUCUUAAAAGACCGCACAAUACGGACAAUGCGGACAAAGCGGAAGAAUUGGUCCAAUCGAGUGACGCCAAAGUGAAGAAGUGUUACAAACAAUACGUCUGCAAAGAUUGCGACAAAGUAUUCAAAACCAAAUUUCAAUUCAAAAUGCAUUGUUUCCAACACUCAGGAGUGAAGCCCUUUGAGUGCGACAAAUGUGACCAACGGUUUGUCACUAAAGCCAAACUCAAGAGUCAUCUGAAGACACACGACGGCUAUGCGUGCGCUCGAGAGGGAUGUGAUUACAAGACAUUCAAAUGGAGUGAAUUGCGUAAACAUAUCGCAGUCUUUCAUAGAGUUUACCUUAAAUGCGAUUCUUGUGAUAAACUCUUUAAGAAUUCAUUUAAUCUUCAUUUACACCAAAAGAAUAUCCAUUUGAGUGAAAACCACAAAAUUGUCUGCACUUAUGCUAAUUGUGGCAAAUCAUACUCUAAUGAAUCCAAUCUUAAGACUCAUAUUAGAACCACACAUGAGAAGCAACUCUUUGAAUGCACUCAAGAAGGAUGUGAUAAGACUUUUCUUCACAAGAAGUCAUUGGCAAAGCAUUUGGAGACUCAUUCAAAACCUCUAAUUAUAAAAGCCAAAAACGCGGAUAAAAUAUACCGAAAGAAAAGAAGCGAAGCCUCGAAAUUGACAUCAAUUGCAUUGAAUGAAAGCCAAACCAAACAAAUACUAGACUUUGACUUUGAGUUUAGAAAUGAAAUUUUGAAACAAAAAUGA
Molecule: messenger RNA, 912 nt
Organism: Medioppia subpectinata
Lineage: Eukaryota; Metazoa; Arthropoda; Arachnida; Sarcoptiformes; Oppiidae
Source: the annotation of a GenBank genome assembly